Messenger RNA from Erigeron canadensis, 658 nucleotides. RefSeq names its product autophagy-related protein 8f-like. The transcript has 6 exons. Bases 142 to 504 code for a protein of 120 amino acids. The record is from RefSeq and is a predicted model, not a curated record. NCBI's taxonomy places the organism in Eukaryota, Viridiplantae, Streptophyta, Magnoliopsida, Asterales, Asteraceae. Gene Ontology annotation, biological process: cellular response to nitrogen starvation.
UAUAUAUAUACUUUUUCCAUCCAUCAAUCAAUCAAAGUCUAUAGACGCAAGCCUAUUCAUUGUCUUCCAAUAAUAAUAAUAAUCCUCUAAUUUCAACAAGUUUCUGCCUCUCUUUGUUCUAUCAACUUUCGUGAAAACAAAAUGGCCAAAGGUGGAUUUAAGCAAGAACAUGAAUUCUCAAAGAGGCAUGCGGAGGCUUCAAGGAUUAGGGAGAAAUACCCUGACAGAAUUCCGGUAAUUGUGGAGAAGGCUGAGAAAAGCGACAUUCCUAAUAUCGAUAAGAAAAAGUACCUUGUCCCAGCUGAUCUUACUGUUGGACAAUUUGUCUAUGUGAUUCGUAAACGGAUUAAGCUGAGUGCAGAGAAAGCUAUUUUUAUUUUUGUGGAAAAUGUGCUUCCACCCACAGGAGCAGUAAUGUCUACAAUAUAUGACGAGAAGAAGGAUAAUGACGGAUUUCUAUAUGUUACCUACAGUGGCGAGAACACAUUUGGGUCGGUUCUGUAGUUUCUUGGAAGAUUUGUUGGUCAUUUCAUUAUACUAAAUAAAAUUUAUGAUUCAUAUAACUUGUAUAGUUGAUUGUCCUGUAAAUAUUUGCUUCUAAUCUGUCGAAUUUCAACCAAAUAAUCAUAACGCAGCAUCCUUCAUUAUUCGUUGAAAA